Messenger RNA from Arabis nemorensis, 1332 nucleotides. The record is from the annotation of a GenBank genome assembly. Lineage: Eukaryota; Viridiplantae; Streptophyta; Magnoliopsida; Brassicales; Brassicaceae.
AUGGCUGUCCAUCAAGAACCGAAUCUCGAAGGCGAUGGUUCGAGUAGAUGUUCGUCGUCUUUCCAGAGAACGGUGCGUGAGGUGAUUCUAAGAGAUUGGUGGUUGAUAAAAUGUUCAAAGGAAUUCAAAGGGAAACGAUUUGGUGUUGCUGGUAGCGAGAGUGAAGCUUCCGUCGUCGAGAAACGAGCAAUGCGUGUGUUUACAUCUUCCCCAAUAAUUAAAGCCUUUGAUGUUUUCACACUCGAAGCAUCUGAUGGAAUUUGCAUCACUCUCCAAGGGUUUCUCAACAAAAAACGCGUUCUUGAAAGUGGAUUUAUCCCUGAGAUUUGCCGAGAUUUCAUCUUCGGGUUUCCUCCUCGUUGGGAACAAGUUUGUAACAAUUGCUUUCGAGGAGGCUCUCUUGGCACUGGUAGCAAUACCGUCCAUUCGGUAAUAGAUAAAGCUUGUUCUCCCAUUUUAUCACCAUGUAAGAACAACCAAGGGAAUCUAGAGGAUAGUGUAGCCGAGAGCAGAGAUAAAAGCACAGUGACCAAGACAAACACGGCAGAGAUUAAAGAUGAAGAUGGUUGCAAUGGCGGUUCUAGAACAAUAGAUAAAAAAUCAGCUGGAAGAAAGUCUCCUCGUUGGCAAUCAAAAUCUGGUGGAAAACUUGAAUCAAGUAAAGUGCAGAAUACGAUUCGUGAUGAAGAUUAUGGUAGUGAAGAUUUGGGUAAGGCUAAGAGCAGUAAUGUAGAAAAAGAUGAAUGUGAGGCUACCGAUAAUGAGGUGAUAUUUCCAGAGGAUCAAUGUGGUAGAAACCAUACCGGUGCAGAUAAUGUAGAUAAAUUAACAAGUAAGAGUGCUGGGGGAGAAUCACUGACUUUAGAACAGGGAAAAGAUAAACUUAAGGAAAUAGGAGCAGCUCUCCGUUCCCUGUUUAAAGACUCAGAUAAGAGUAGCAAGCCUGUAAAGAAAGGAAAAUCAAAGAAAAGUGAGAAGACACUUAAAAGUGAUUCCAAUGUAGUAGAGCCUAUGAUUCAUUCGGGGUCCAAAGUUAAUGAAGCUGAAGAAACCAUGUCAUGGGUUAAAACAAGGAGGAAGAUCGACUUUGAUUUGGAGGUAACACCGGAUAAAGAACCGAAGAAGCAGAAGACAAAUGCAGAUUCUACUGGAUCGUUAGGACAGAAACGGUCAAGAUCAGGAAGGUUGCUUGUGUCACCUCUAGAGUUUUGGCGCAACCAAGUUCCUGUUUAUGAUAUGGGGCGGAAUCUUAUCCAAGUAAAUGAUGGUCAUAGGACUAACUCCACUCCAUCUAAAGGAAAAGGAUCGAAUUCUCGAAAAGCAAGAAGAUGA